Danaus chrysippus (African queen) is the source of this 819-nucleotide messenger RNA. The record is from the annotation of a GenBank genome assembly. NCBI's taxonomy places the organism in Eukaryota, Metazoa, Arthropoda, Insecta, Lepidoptera, Nymphalidae.
AUGGCUGAUACUGGAACUGAUACUAAUGUACAAAACAUGCAGACUGAUGGAUAUACACCAGUUAAUGAAAAACAGAAUCAACAAAGAGGAAAUACGAAAAUUUUAACAGGUGGAACACCUAAGCCUCACUCCAUAGAAAAUAUGCCGUCAACUCCACAUAUUUCAGGAGAUAUCACUUUAACACCAACACAUCGAACAUUCACUCCACAAACUCCAUCUGUGAAUCCACAUAAUUCUAUGAGCGCCAUUACCCCAAUGGCAAGUGCGGUUGAUCAAGCAAAAAAUAGUAUAAAAUUCCAAAAUUGUAUUUCAACAGUAAGUUUAGACUGUGAACUGAACUUGUUAGACAUAUACUGUAGAACAAGGUUUUCAGAAUACAACCCUGCUAGAUUUAAUGGAGUCGUUAUGAAGAUUUUAGAACCUCGAGCAACAGCCCUAGUAUUUAGGUCUGGUAAAAUAGUUUGUACUGGAGCCAAAAAUGGACAUGACUCAUAUAUAGCAGCUAGAAAAUUUGCCAGAAUUAUCCAGAAACUUGGUUUUCCGGUGAAAUUUGUUGAUUUCAAAGUUCUUAAUUUUCUAGCAACAGCAGAUUUAAGAUUUCCAAUAAAACUGGAAGCGUUACAGCAAGCUCACGGUCAGUUCACUUCUUAUGAACCCGAACUUUUCUCUGGCCUUGUAUAUAGAAUGAUACGACCAAGAGUAGUGUUGCUAAUAUUUGUUAAUGGAAAAAUGGUUAUAACAGGCGCCAAAACUAAUCAAGAAGUUUAUGAAGCAGUUGACAUAAUACAUCCAAUUUUAAGAAGUUAUAAGAAAAAUUGA